AUGGAUCCCGCCUCCCAAACCCUUCCACCGGAAGCCAUCGCCCUCGCGGGCCGCCUGUACGACGGCGCGCGCGCCGGCGACAUGGCGCUCUUCCAGCAGGCUUUACCCGCGGGGCUGCCUGCGAACAUGACCAACGAGAAGGGCGACACAUUGCUCAUGCUCGCAGCGUACCACGGUCACGCCGCCCUCGUCAAGCUCCUCAUCCAGCACGGCGCGGACCCCAACCGACUUAACGAUAGGGGCCAGAGCCCGCUUGCCGGCGCGGUGUUUAAGAAGGAGGACGAGGUGAUUGAGACCAACAAGGCUCUGCUUGAGGGAGGCGCGGACCCGGACUACGGCAACCCCAGCGCGCUGGCCUGCGUCGCGAUGUUUAAGCAGGAGGAGAGGUGGCAGGCGAAGUUUGAGGGCGCGCCGGGGCGGGGGAAGGCGGAGGUUAAGGCUUGA
Molecule: messenger RNA, 444 nt
Organism: Colletotrichum gloeosporioides
Lineage: Eukaryota; Fungi; Ascomycota; Sordariomycetes; Glomerellales; Glomerellaceae
Exons: 3
Coding region: 1-444 (147 amino acids)
Molecular function (GO): protein binding
Source: RefSeq, a predicted model, not a curated record